CAUUAUUGUAUUGGUUUUGUUGUAGAUAAAUCCAUUCAUAUCUAAACGUUUAUAUGAGAUAUUAUAAAAGUUCGACGUUCUAUCUAUAUAUGUGUCAUUAAGACGAGGUGUUGUGUGUAGAGAGGUAUUUUGUAAAAUAUGUGAGUGAAUAAGUUGAAGUGAAAAAUGUUUUGCACGAAGUUUCUAUUAUUAUUGACAUAUUUAAUUAAAAUAACGGUUCAGACAUCGUCACCAUCAUCAACCAGCUAUGUAGCAGCGGUUCUGGAGUAUAAUUUUGAAAAUGACACUGCUGCCAAUUUACGUAACUACCUUAUCUACAUACAAGAGGCUUCUAGCAAGAAUGCGGACAUCAUUGUGUUUCCAGAGUUAACACUAAACAGAGGCCAAGACUCAAUAGAAGUGCCAAUAAAUGGUGCUUUAAAAGAUCAUCCGAUACCAGCGCUAGCAGCAGACUUAUAUCAUAAGGUUCUCGUUGAUAUAUCUAAUGCAGCGCGCCAGAACAAGAUCUACGUAGUGAUCAACAUAGAAGAAAUCAUGGAUUGCAAUACAGCCGUUGGCGAGUACUGUCCUGCACAACAGACUUAUCUCUUUAAUACCAACGUGGUGUUCGACAGGGAUGGAACCAUUAUUGACAGAUACCGCAAGAUCAAUUUGUUCGGAGAGUUUACCCGGACGCCUGCUCUUCGGCCAGAUCUGGGUGUUUUCACGACGGACUUCGGUGUGACUUUUGCACACUACAUCUGUUUCGACCUGUUGUUCCAGGUGCCUGCUAUGCAAGUAGUAGAUAAGCUGAACGUUACUGACGUUAUUUUCCCCACCAUGUGGUUCUCGGAGAUGCCAUAUUUGAGUGCUGUACAGAUUCAGGAAGGUUAUGCUUUUGCCAUGGACGUCAACUUCCUUGCAGCUGGCUCCAAUAACGUCAGGGUCGGAAGUUCAGGGUCGGGAAUAUUCUCUGGUAAGGCAGGUGCACUGAUUAGCACAAUGCCUGGAUUGCCGACUACAAAGCUUCUUGUUGCAACUGUACCGAAAAUCCCAGGACAGGUGACAAGCUCCCCACCUGGUCCUAUCUACGACAACCCAGUAGACCAUGAUAGUUUGACACUCAUCACCGACCCAUCUCUGGAGUCUCAUUUCACCAGAUUGUUAACACCAGGACUGUCCCAGUUCACAAUGAUUUCUGGGGAAGUUAUUUGCGUAUUUAAAGUCAAUAUGACUGAGAACGAGCCGGAGACUGAGAUUUCUAGCUAUAAGUACCGUGCUGCAGUAUUUAACGGAGUCCGCAGUUACUCCGGUAUGGCGACAGGCGGCAUAAGAGUUUGCUCCGUCAUAGCGUGCACUGGAGAUUCUCUUGACACAUGUGGGAAGCGGUUCCCUCAAUACAAACUGAAGUCAACAGCAGUAUUUCAUGAGCUUAACAUCAUCGCCACUAUGCCUACUCCAGUCAUUGAAGAUGAAAUUCAAGCCAGAGAUACUAUUUACUUUCCACUAUCCCUGGACACAUCUAUCAUGCCUUUAGAACCUGAUGACUAUACAUAUAGCGAAGAUAUAAACGGAAAUGUGACUACAUAUAGUAUGUUUUUGGAUAGAUAUGACAAAGAAUUAUACAGUUUCGCUAUAUGGGGAAGAAUAUUUUCUAGAGAUGGGCAAGAAGAGGAUCCUAAACUACCACAAGAAACUACGCUAUCACCAACAGAAGAAACGACUGAGAAUCAAGAUGUAACCACUGAGCAUCAAGAUAAUACCACUGAGAAUCAAGAUGAUACCACUGAGCAUCAAGAUAAUACAACUGAGAAUCAAGAUGAUACCACUGAGCAUCAAGAUAAUACCACUGAGCAUCAACCCGAUUCAUCUGUAACUCAUUUGAUAAGCAAAACUAUAUUGAUAACAACAUUCAUGCUGUUGAUUAAGUAGAAUUGCGAGUGCCAUUGUAAAUAUUGAUUUUUGAAUUAAAACGUAUUGUAUGAUAUUAAUAAUACGUUUAAUUGAUCUUUGUGUGUUUCAUUCUUUAACAUUACCAUUACCUGCUUUACUUGUAACUAUGAAUA
Molecule: messenger RNA, 2045 nt
Organism: Diatraea saccharalis (sugarcane borer)
Lineage: Eukaryota; Metazoa; Arthropoda; Insecta; Lepidoptera; Crambidae
Source: the annotation of a GenBank genome assembly